This is a messenger RNA of Monopterus albus (swamp eel), 1656 nucleotides long. RefSeq names its product uracil nucleotide/cysteinyl leukotriene receptor. Bases 88 to 999 code for a protein of 303 amino acids. Gene Ontology annotation, molecular function: G protein-coupled receptor activity. The transcript is spliced from 2 exons. NCBI's taxonomy places the organism in Eukaryota, Metazoa, Chordata, Actinopteri, Synbranchiformes, Synbranchidae. The record is from RefSeq and is a predicted model, not a curated record. Gene Ontology annotation, cellular component: plasma membrane. Gene Ontology annotation, biological process: phospholipase C-activating G protein-coupled receptor signaling pathway; positive regulation of Rho protein signal transduction.
AAACUGACACACAUUCGUUUUCCACCGUUACUAAAAAAAGGAUAGACUUCUGCAUUCUGUGCCUCUACGAUUACAGGUUGAUCAACUAUGAACAUUUCUGUGUGGGAGAGAGACGACUUCAAUGGCACAGACUCCCUCCAAGAGAAUGUGAUCUUUGCUACAUUUUACAUCCUGAUAUUCGUCAUUGCUGUGCCUGGGAAUGCUUUAGCGCUAUGGGCCUUUUUUCACCAGGAUUGCACAUCUCCAACGAAGGUCUUCCUGAGACACCUUUCUGUGGCAGACAUCUCUUAUGUUCUUCUACUACCCAUGCGUAUAAUUUACCACCUGUUUAACAGCUACUGGCCCUUUGGACAUGUCCUCUGUCCACUAUCAGGCUUCCUCUUUUACCUAAACAUGUACUGCAGCCUCUACUUAAUGAGUUUCAUCAGCCUGGACAGAUUUCUGGCUGUGGUUCUACCUAUAAAAUCACAGUCAGUUAGAAAGGCUACAUAUGCAAAGGUAGUUGUGGGCAUACUUUGGGUGACAGUUAUUGUCUCUAUGAGUCCUAUACUUUUCUCUAAGAAUGAGACCAAAAACUCAACUGGCAACUGCAACAAGCUGUACUUAGAAAACACAUCCUCCAACGCUUUGGUUUCCACUAUUGUGGCAUUUGUUAUUCCCCUCACCACUACAGUGGUUUGCUACAUACUGAUUCUGUGGAAACUAAGGACAGUCCAAAAACAGGAAGAACGACCAGUGAUAGAUAAAGCCAUUAAAAUGAGCAUCCUCAUUGUGAUGAACUUCUUUUUUGCAUUUGUACCCUACCAUGUGAGCCGGGUAAUCUAUAUAAUUUACAGUGAUGGUCAUAUGACUGAGUCACUGGCAAGAGCCAAUCGGAUCACAUCUGCACUUACCUGUGUCAAUGGUGUAUUGGAUCCUGUAAUGUAUUUCUUCCUGAACAGCGCAUACAGGAAGAAACUGCUUCAGCUGUUCUGUAAAGAUAGGGGAAAUAACCAAUAAGGAACAAAUAUCAUGUUAACAAUAAAUGUUUUCAAAAAAAUGUGUCAUUUUUUGUUUUAAAUCAUGUUUAGAGUUUAGUUAGUUCAGACAGGAAAACCAUGGGUAAAUACAAUAAUGUGAUCUCUACAAAGUAGAAUUAUAGAUUAAUCAAAGAUGCUGUGCAGGUUUCUGUUUGCUCAGCAUCCUCUUAAAAUAUUCUGAGUCAUGUAGUUUGCCAGUGUUUGUUUCGAAAGCCAUAGUUACAAAGAUUAUUCUGCCUGUUUAUGACAACAUAAACAUUGUGGACAAAAACAAGUGAACAUCUCUUGCAGCUUAAAAGUCUUGUGAAGCAGGGACAUAAUCAUUUUCUUUCCACUUUUAGAUCAGUAACAUUUUGAGGUUAACAUCCCUACCACCAAAACACUUCAUUUUCUUACACAAAUAGUGCAACACAUUUAAAUUCACCAAGUUUCUGAGCAAAAAAAAUCACCAAAAAUGCCCCAUAUAUACAUUUAUUCCUAUAUGCCUGGACUGUCUGUCUAUGCAUAAAUCUUGAAUUUUCUUUUGGAUUUUGGUAAAAGGUUAAUAAACAUCGCAGUUCCAAAAAAAUUAGAAUGUUCUGGCUAUUUUUUUGAUGUCAGUCUUUACAGGGUUAAGAAGGUUCCAUACUGGAGCAAG